Molecule: messenger RNA, 459 nt
Organism: Triticum turgidum subsp. durum (durum wheat)
Lineage: Eukaryota; Viridiplantae; Streptophyta; Magnoliopsida; Poales; Poaceae
Source: the annotation of a GenBank genome assembly
AUGUUCAGCCAGCACGGCAAAGUGGCCUAUACUAAGGUCAUCCGUGAUUUCCGUAGCGGGCGCUCGAAGGGAUUCGGUUUCGUAGAGAUGUCCUCGCGGGGGGAAAUGGACAACGCCAUCGCAGCCCUCCAUGGACAGAGCUUGGAGGGGCGUGCCAUACGAGUGAGUGCCAUGGAGGUGCCAGGCAUGGCCGUAAGCAAGGCGGCUCCAGGGGUAGAAAGUCCUCCUCCCCGUCAUGUUGUUGGGCCUUCGUUCCGGUUGCACGUGAACAACCUGUCGUUGAACGUGGACGACUCCAGGCUUGCUCAGAUGUUCAGCCAGCACGGCAAAGUGACCUAUGCUAAGGUUAUUUGUGAUAUCCAUAGCGAGCACUCGAAGGGAUUCGGUUUUGUAGAGAUGGCAUCGCAGGAGGAUAUGGACAAUGCCAUCACAGCUCUCCACGGACAGGUUCGUUGGUAG